Molecule: messenger RNA, 1422 nt
Organism: Penicillium expansum
Lineage: Eukaryota; Fungi; Ascomycota; Eurotiomycetes; Eurotiales; Aspergillaceae
Product: mitochondrial 37S ribosomal protein mS47
Exons: 3
Coding region: 1-1422 (473 amino acids)
Biological process (GO): L-valine catabolic process
Cellular component (GO): mitochondrion
Molecular function (GO): 3-hydroxyisobutyryl-CoA hydrolase activity
Source: RefSeq, a predicted model, not a curated record
AUGCCUCUACGCGCCAAGGUGACCAACCCUGCCUUUCGGGCAACAGCUAUGAUUUCGACUUCCCCUGCUAUCCCCAAAGAGCUCCCCGGCGAUGAGCGCGACGAUGUUCUGUUCAACUCGAUCUACGGCAUCCGCAGCGUUGAGCUCAACCGACCCAAGAAGCUCAACUCCCUUAAUGGCUCGAUGGCUCGCAAGAUUCUCCCUCGAUUGAAGGAGUGGGAGAAAUCUCAUCUUGCAAACAUGGUCCUCAUCUCUGGAGCCGGCACCAAGGCUCUCUGCGCAGGAGGCGACGUUGCUGCCCUGGCGCUGCAGAAUGAGAGUGGAGUGGAAGGACAAAAAGCAUCGACAGAAUUCUUCGGACUCGAAUACCGCCUCGACCACCUGAUCGCUACAUACUCAAAGCCUGUUAUCUCUUUUAUGGAUGGAAUCACCAUGGGUGGUGGUGUCGGCCUCAGCAUGCACGCCCCCUUCCGAAUUGCGACUGAGCGUACCGUUUUUGCUAUGCCCGAGACCACUAUUGGCUUCUUCCCCGAUGUUGGCGGCUCGUUCUUCCUCCCUCGUCUGGAUGGUGAGACCGGCACAUACCUGGCUUUGACUUCGGAGCGCCUGAAGGGUGUCCAGGCUCUGUAUGCAGGCAUUGCCACACAUUACUUGCACUCCAGUGUCCUGAGCAGUGUAGCACAACGUCUUUCCGAGCUGACUUUCCCCGACCACGUCGAGCUUCCCGAGCGCUUGGAAAUCGUUAACAAGACCAUGGCUGAGUUCUCUCUUGGCCUCCCCCCACUUGAGGAGGAGCCUAUGCUCAUGGCCGGUAGCCUCCGCACUGCUAUCGACCGCUGCUUCGGAUUCAACACUAUGGAGGAGAUUAUCGAGGCUUUGGAGAAGGAGACCGAGCACAAGGAGUGGGCCCAAAAGACAUUGGAGACUCUGUCAGGCCGCUCCCCGACUUCUCUGAAGGUGACCCUGCGCCAGAUGCGUCUUGGCAAGAAGUGGACCAUCUCAGAGACCUUCCAGCGCGAGCACGAGAUCGCUGCCAACUUCAUGCGCCACCCUGAUUUCGUCGAGGGUGUCAAGGCCCGUCUGAUUUCCAAGCCUGCCCGCCAGGCCGAGUGGCAGCCUGCUACUCUCAAAGAGGUCUCAGAUGAAACCGUCGACAACUUCUUCGAUAUCCCCAACGAGGCGUCCCGCCUAACGCUUCUGAGUAAGGGAGAUUACAAAUACUACCCUCAUGCCCACUUCGCUCUUCCUUCCGAAAGAGAAAUUGAGGAGGUUGUGCGCCAAGGUCACGCAUCGCGGAGACCUGUGGUCGACUACUUCCUCCAAAAAUACGCUCACCGCGAGGGUGUGCGCCGAAAGGUCGUCGAGGUGAUUGCCCGACGGACGACGACAUCAUCUCCCGAAGGACUCAAGUGGUUGAAUUAA